GUUCGGGCGUGCGGGCAGGAUGGAGCAGGGCGGCGUGAGAAUGAUCGGGCUGGCGAGUGGGCGGCGACGUCCCUUCACGGCGCCCAGGCUGGGUCAGACGCCCAGAGACCCGCCGGGCAUCGAGGGCGCCACCAUCCUGCAGAGGAAGAGAGGCCCGCCGCCGGAGAAGGUGAUGGUGGUGUCGCGGGACAGCGUGCGGCAAGUAAGGUGCCGCAGCGCCGCAGCCACGCCGCCGGCCAUCCUCCUGUCGGCGGCGCAGCUCCAGGCCAUCAAGGAAGCCGCUACUAUGGUGUCCGCAGAAUCGAGGGCGAGGCAGGUGCAGGCGACGAGGGAGGCAACGGCGGCGGCCCUGAAGGAGCAGGAGGAGCGACGGCAGCGACACCUUCUGCUGGAGGAGAGGCACAGGAAGCGCCAGAGGGAGGAGGACGCGAGCGCUCUGGAGGCGUGGCCGCCGGGGGAGAAGAAGAAGGACGUGUUGGAGGAGGAGGACCGCCGCGCCCUCCAGGAGCUCGAGCGCGAGGAGGAGGUGAAGGAGCUGCGCCGGAUGGUGCUCGCCGCCAAGUGCCACGCCAUCCGGGAGGCGCAGAUCCUCGAGAAGCAGCAUAUCAAAAAACUCGAAGCGGAGGAGGAAGAGAGGCAGACAGUGAUGAUGGAGGAGGAGAGGCGGCGUGGGCUAGCGGACGAGGCUCGGAGGGACAGAGCUCGGCACGAAGUCAACCUGCUGGCGGCUCAAGCGCUCACCAAGCAGAUACUACAGCAGGAGGAGGUCAAGGUGCAGCAUUUCAGGGACAAGAGGAAGGAAGCCCAUAUAGCAGUCCGAGAGAACGCGAAAUACCGGGCGGAGAAAAGGGAAGCGGAGAUAAAGAGAGAAAUGAAGAAGAAGAAAGAAAGUGUGGAAGCGCGGAAGAUCCGAGAGGCGGCGGAGAUCCGAAAGGAGGAGCAGCUGAAGAGGAAUAAAUUGUACGACGUGAAGGUGGUUGCGGAGGCGGUGGAGCAGGAGAGACUAAAGCAGCUGCGGAAGGAGCAGGAAAGCCAGCUGAAGAAGGCCAAGGACGACCUGCAGCUGCUGUGGCUCAAGGACGAGGAGAGGAAGUUGCAGGAGAGGAAGCGGAGGGAGGAGCUGAGGCAGGUCCGGGAGCAGGAGAAGAUGGAACGCGAGUGGCGCCAAAAGGCCCUCGAAGCGGCGCGCUCGAAGGCCGACCGAGACGGCCAAGUGACCCGCGAGAGGCGCCAGCAGGUGGAGGAGCGCCAGAGGACCCGGAUGGAGGCGGCGGUGGCGCAGAAGAAGGAGCUGCUCAAAGUCACCGACCACUGGAUGAUCACAGCGGAGAGGGAGAGGGCGGAGAUCGAGAAAGCUAGGAAGGCCAAGGAGGACUACGAGUCGAGAAUCCGAGAUCAGAUCAAGUACCAAGAAGCGGUGCGAGCGAAGGAGGCCGACCAGCUGAAGAGGGAGAGGGAGGAGGAGGCCAUGAGAAUUAAGCAGAAAGAAGCAGCUCUUGUUAGAUUGAAGUUGGACACCAUGAAGGAACUCAGGAAUAUGGCUCUUCCUGAGCAGCUUAUCCAAGACCUGGAGAAGAAACUACACAUCUCCAAGAUUGAUAGACAGACUAGAAAUAACAAAAAUAGGACCAAGUAAAUAUAACAUUUCCGUCCCCUUAUGUUUGAAGAUGCUAAAAAAAUGUAACAGUAUUCAUAUGUGAUACACCCUGAAUGUGUUGAUCAGCUGCUUAAUUUGUGCAAGUUAAAGAAAAACAAUAAUCAUGAAUAGUAGGUCAGAAAUAAAAUAUUAUUAGUAGACGACACAUGAUCACUUUAAAAGGCUUUUGCAUAAAUAAGUUAACAUGGCAAAAAUGUAGUUUCUUACACAGCCAAAAGAAGAUUAAUAUGGACACAUUCCACUUUCAUUUAAUAUGAACGCUUAAAACUAAUUUCUAGAUACCUGAAUAAGACAUACAGGUGUACUUUCAUGCCUGAUUUUUUGUCGUCAUUGCCAUAGUUCAGUUAAUGUUUGUGUCCAAUUAAACCUUACUUCUGACCAACUUAACAGCGUUCUUUGUUAUCCAUGGUGCUCAUAGACUAAGUAUUAUGCAAUUUAAUGUUAUGUAUCCCAUGUUCAUUGCCAAAUGUGUUCCCAAGUAUGACUUUAUCUUAAAUGAUAAAAUUCAUCCUUGCGCAUCUUGCAGUUACCUUUACAUCAUCUACUUUUUAAAAAGCCAAAAAAAGUAAGAUUAUUGAUGUAAAAGUAGUGCUGAUUCCACUGCCCUGUUAACCAUAAUCUCAUACUGUUUUAACAUAAUUUGUCUAUUUAACUUAAAAGACAAUUGUUACUCUUAAAUCUCAUAAUAUUUUAUGACUUCAUAUAUUAUUAAAUGUAUGAAAAAUACAUUGUUCCUCUGCUGUUGAGGAUCUCUGAAUGAUAUUGCAUGGUGUUCAUUGUUUAAAUCUGGCCACUCUUGGUUACAUGAUGUAAUAAAAUUGUGAUACUGUGGGUGCAAGUGGUAAUAGAUUGCUUUUUACUUUUUGCCUUAAAUAACCAGAAAGUGCAUAAAUAAAAAUCUUGCAAUACA
Molecule: messenger RNA, 2567 nt
Organism: Penaeus chinensis
Lineage: Eukaryota; Metazoa; Arthropoda; Malacostraca; Decapoda; Penaeidae
Product: cilia- and flagella-associated protein 45-like
Exons: 10
Coding region: 20-1636 (538 amino acids)
Source: RefSeq, a predicted model, not a curated record